Python bivittatus (Burmese python) is the source of this 2617-nucleotide messenger RNA. The record is from RefSeq and is a predicted model, not a curated record. NCBI's taxonomy places the organism in Eukaryota, Metazoa, Chordata, Lepidosauria, Squamata, Pythonidae.
CGCUUUUGUUUCCAGGGGAGCAGGUCUUGGCUGGGCUGGAGGAGCACCAGCGGCGGGCGGUCAUGAGGAAGAGCCUUCCGGGGCUGCUGGGGGUCCAGCCUCCCGUCAUGGGGCAGGAGCUGCCGCCGCCCCCGGGGAAAGCCUCCAGCAGCAGUGACAGCGACGAGGGCGAGGAGGAGACUACCCAGGACGAGGUCUCUUCUCCCGCGUCGGAGGAGGACGGAGCGAGGGCGACCGUGAAAACGGAGCAGGGGUCUGCUGAGCAGCUUGGGCACAGGAAGCCUGGGACUCUGGGCCACGAGAUGGGGCUAAGCACUAACCCAGAUGCCUUGAUGGGACUCUCGCGCUGUCCUCUUUGCCAGCUAGAAUGUGGCAGCAGGGAACAGCUUGUGACUCACGUGUACCAGCACACAGCGGCUGCAGUCAGUGCCAAGAGCUACCUGUGUCCUGUCUGCAGCCGAGCACUCAGCUCCCCGGGGUCGCUGGGUAGGCACCUCCUCAUCCACUCUGAGGACCAGCUGUCCAACUGUGCAGUAUGUGGGGCGCGCUUCACCAGCCACGCCACUUUCAACAGUGAAAAAGUGCCAGAGGUGCUGUCUGGAGACGCCCUGCCUGUCCCUCCCGGAGAGGGUUCUUCUGGCACUGAAGAGAAAGCUGCUGCUCUCAGCCCUGCUGUAUAUCCUGCUGGAAUCCUCCUUGUGUGCAACAGCUGUGUGGCUUAUCGCAAACUUCUGGAAGCUCAAGCCCCUGGAGUGCGCAAGUGGGCCUUAAGGCGGCAGAAUGAACCCCUGGAAGCGAGGCUGCAGCGCUUAGAACGAGAACGCACAGCCAAGAAAAGCCGCCGGGACAAUGAAACACCGGAGGAGCGAGAAGUGAGGCGCAUGCGAGACCGGGAGGCCAAGCGCCUGCAGCGGAUGCAAGAGACAGAUGAGCAGCGUGCACGGCGCCUCCAGAGGGAUCGCGAAGCCAUGCGUCUCAAACGCGCCAAUGAAACCCCCGAGAAGCGGCAGGCUCGCCUCAUCCGGGAGCGCGAAGCAAAGCGGCUGAAGCGGCGGCUGGAAAAAAUGGACAUGAUGCUGCGUGCUCAGUUCGGCCAGGACCCCUCGGCAAUGGCGGCACUGGCUGCCGAGAUGAACUUCUUCCCGCUCCCUGGGGGAGGCAUGGAAUUGGAUGGCCAGUUGCUCAGCAAAAUGUCCUUUGAAGAGCCAAGCCCCAGCACGCUGCAUUGAGUUUUUCCCCUAUGAGCAUUUUGGGCUGGGCCUUUUUGCUGUGCCAGCGGACCUGGAAUGUGGCCAGCGCAUCGCUUCAGCUCUGUGGGUGCUACAGGUCACAGUGGAAAUGGCUGGUUGGGGGGAGGAGAAAAUAAAUUACCUGUAUGUGUUCCACGCUUCUGGUGUUAUGUGCUGGUUGCAUUAUAGUCCAAAGAGGGAACCUGUUAGCUCUGGGGAGGCUCAAGACUACAUCUCUCCUCCUCCUCCUCCAUUAGCCAUCCUAGCUGAGAUAGAUGGAAACUGGAAUUUAACAUCUGGAGGCAGCCACCACUUCCCUAAAUAUUUUAGCCUGAUGCUGGUGCCAGCUGAGUUAAGGGAAACUUUUCUCCUAAUCCUCCUCCAAGAUUAGGAGAAAACUGCAUGAUUUGGUAAGCAGGGAAGAACCUGCAAAUCAGAAGCUCUCUUUGCACUGCUUCACACUAGGGGCUGGGGCUAAAAACGAUGAAGAGGGUAACAGCCAAUAGAGUGAAGCAGGGCUUGAUGGUCUCUCUCAUUGUUGCCCAGUAAACAAGAAAAAAAAAAAGACCUAAAACACUGGAUAAAAUCUUAACCUGGGCUUGAUCUGCACUUCCCUACCAUUUUUUUUUCUCUAGGCCAAGUGAAGUGUCAAAGGAAGAACAGACCAGUCUCUGCUAGAGAAUCACAUCUCCUCUUGGAACUUCAUGUAUGAGGCAUCCCUUUGUGCUGGAUUGGAGAGAGCUGUUUGUGCCACUGAAAAAGAUGCCUUGGCUCAGCCUGCUCUGAGCUUCCUUUAGGGAAAGGAAGGAGGAGAUCCAAGGGUUGGCAGGGACAGAGGCCCCGAUGUCUUUACAUUUUCUGAAAUGAAAGGGCUAGAAUGUGUCCUGUGAACGUAAAGGAGUUAAAUUCUAGGGCUCUAGUUUCAUCUUUAUAAACUAUUUAGCCUUUGAGUUUUUGAAAAAGUAUGAUUAAGAUUGCAGUCUCUAUUGUUGCAUUCUUUAAAAAAACGUAAAUCAAAUGUUACUGGAUGUUUCAAAAGGUUUUUCCUUGGAGGGGGUGGGUCAUUUUGUGUACCCCAGUCCCGUGAAGGGUCAGGACAGUACCUACUAUCUUCUUCCAUCUCACAUUCAUUGUUAAACAGUUUGAUUAUGUACCAUCAAGUUGGUAUCAACUCUUGGGAAGCACAUAGGAAGAUCUUCCCUAGGAUGAUUUGUCUCCAGUCUGGUCCUUCAGGUCUCCCAAUGGUGCACCCAUCACCAGUGUAAUCAAGUCCAUCCACCUUACUGCUAGUUGUCCUCUUUUUCCCUUUCCUUCUACCUUUCCAAGGAUAAUGGACUUCUCAAGAAUGCUGAUUCUCUGCUUAAUAUGUCCAAAAUAUGAUCAUUUGA